AUGCAAUCUAAUCCGACAAAUAUGCAGCUUUCUUUCCUCUUUGGAUAUAUGCAGUUGUCUCUCCGGCUUCCCUACGAUCUGGCAAUGCAGCAGAACGAAAUACUUUUUGGUGUUUAUUUUUUUAAUUUUAUCUAUCUAUCUAUCUAUCUAUCUAUCUAUCUAUCUAUCUAUCUAUCUAUCUAUCUAUCUAUCUCAGUUCAGUAUCUAUCUAUCUAUCUAUCUAUCUAUAUAUAUAUAUACAUAUAUAUAUAUAUCAGUUCAGUGUCUGUCUAUCUAUCUAUCUAUCUCAGUUCAGUAUCUAUCUAUCUAUCUAUCUAUCUAUCUAUCUAUCUAUCUAUCUACCUAUCUAUGUAUCUAUCUAUCUCAGUUCAGUAUCUAUCUAUCUAUCUAUCUAUCUAUCUAUCUAUCUAUCUAUCUAUCUCAGUUCAGUUUCUAUCUAUCUAUCUAUCUAUCUAUCUAUCUCAGUUCAGUAUCUAUCUAUCUAUCUAUCUAUCUAUCUAUCUAUCUAUCUAUCUAUCUAUCUAUAUAUAUAUAUAUAUAUAUAUAUAUUAUAAAUUAAUUGAUUUAAAAUAUGGUUAUUUCCGCUACACAGUUCCAACCAUCGAAACGAUGCGAUAUUCGCUUUGUCAGUACUUUUCUUUAACAGACUCAUUCGGUAAGCCAAAUAAAGCAUCCAGUUGCAAUAUGAACAACCAGUGA
This is a messenger RNA of Acanthosepion pharaonis, 699 nucleotides long. NCBI's taxonomy places the organism in Eukaryota, Metazoa, Mollusca, Cephalopoda, Sepiida, Sepiidae. The record is from the annotation of a GenBank genome assembly.